GUAUUUGGGGAAGCGGGGGAGUGAGUCCAGAACUCGCCUGGCUGUCUGAUCUCUUCAACCAAGCUGGACCACAACUCAGGCUUGUUCAGCAGUAACCUACCGCCUGGUUUCUCCAGAAGUGGGUCUCAGAGUGCUUCUUUUCCCCAGGUUCUUUUGCCAAAGCUGCACUGAGGAGGGUAAAUCCAAAUCGCUGCUGAGGACAACAUUGAACUCCUAAAAUCAUGGGAGCAGCUCAUGGGAAAAAGAAAGAAUAUUCUCUCCAGUCCAAGUGCCACAAGCAAAACGGGAAACAUGUUAUCAAUGGCUCAGCAUCUAUGUAUUCUGAAAUUCAGAGAGAGCGGCCUGAUAUUGGGAAUAUCAUGGCUCAUCCUGACUACAUUGAUGGAAACCCUGAUCUUAUCAAACCUAAAAAGCUCCUCAAUCCUGUAAGAGCCUCUAAAAGCCACCAAGAACUUCACAGAGAGCUGCUGAUGAAUCACAAAAGAGGAUUGGGAGUUGAAAGCAAACCAGAAUUGCAACGAGUCCUGGAGCACCGGCGACGAAACCAGCUGAUAAGGCAGAGGAAAGACGAAGAAGAGGCACAAAAAUUAAAGUCUCCAUUUGAGCAAGAGCUCUUGAAGAGGCAACAGAGGCUGGAUCAGUUGGAAAAGGAACAUGAGAAGCAAGAAGAGUAUGCACCUGAAUUUAUUAAAGUCAAAGAAAACCUGAGGAGGACAUCAACACUCACUGGAGCAGAAAAGGUCACAUAGCAGGCAUCAGCCGAGACCAAAGUAGAAGAGAAUCUUCUGCUUGUUUGAAUAUCUCCAUGCUGACGUCUUUGUAAAAGGGUGGACAUUAACAGUUAUGUCUUUGGGGCUCCUUACUGUUUAUUCAUGCUUGCUCCAGUAGAAACUCCAGCGGGGACAUUUUCACAUCUGGGAAAAAGUAACCGCA
Messenger RNA from Elgaria multicarinata webbii, 933 nucleotides. It is a transcript of the gene FAM107A, whose product is annotated as family with sequence similarity 107 member A. Gene Ontology annotation, biological process: regulation of actin cytoskeleton organization; actin filament polymerization; actin filament bundle assembly. NCBI's taxonomy places the organism in Eukaryota, Metazoa, Chordata, Lepidosauria, Squamata, Anguidae. The transcript is spliced from 6 exons. The record is from RefSeq and is a predicted model, not a curated record. Gene Ontology annotation, cellular component: synapse; neuron projection; stress fiber. Bases 222 to 749 code for a protein of 175 amino acids.